AUGUCUCCCCCUUUGCCGGUCCGAUUGACCUGCCAGGCUUGCACGCGUCGCAAAGUGAAAUGCGACAAGAAGAGCCCCUGCACAAACUGCCUAAAACACGGAAUUUCGUGCAUUACUAUUGAGCGGCCACGUUGGCCACGCGGCCGGUCAGGAAAACAGGCAACAGGCCGAGAGGAAGAUCUGCGCAAUCGUGUAGCGAAGCUGGAGCAGAUGAUACAGAACUUCACGCAAUCGGCGAGAGGAACGGGCGAUGUGUCUAGCAGCUGUUGCGAAACUAUCACGCCUCAGAGUGGACGAUCGCUGUACUCACCGUCGGAAACCGUGCAGACAACUGAAAAGUGGUUUGUUCCACAGCCGUCAUUGAUUCCGCGGUUCGCCGACAUCCUAGACGAGGCCCCGGGCAGCGGGUUUGCCGGCCACACAGACGAUCACCGGGAGCCACUUUCGGAGCCAGUGCGUCGGAAGAUACUCCUCGAGAUUUUCCUUCAUCAAGUCGACCCGAUCUUCAAGAUCUUGCACCGGCCAUCUCUCUGCGCUUAUCUCUUGGAGGGAAAGCCCUACUUGGACUACGCCAGAGAGCAUCCCGUACCUGCUGCCCUAGCCUCUGCUGUGUUUUAUAUGGCCAGCUCGACCCUGCCUGAAGACCAAUGUCUCGCUCUGCUCGCUGAAAGAAAAGAGGCGGUACUUGCAAGGUACAAGGAUGAAGCAAAGGCGGCCCUCGCAAAGGUCGAUUUUCUUGUUACAACCCAUCUGACAGUAUUGCAAGCAUUCGUCCUGUCUUUGGUGGCUGCACGAAUGCACGAUCAUAGCCGACGGGUCUGGACAAUGCUCAGCGUAGCCCUUCGCAUAGCGCAAGCACUCUCACUGCACAUGACUGUUCCUCCAUUUCCAGUGACGCCGUUUGAACGCGAGAUGCGCCGCCGUUUGUGGCACUUGAUCGGCUGGUUGGACCUUGAAGCCUCGUUAAACCGGGGAUCUGAAAGUAUGAUGCGGUCGGCGUGGAUUCAGACACAUGCGCUCACAAACAUCAACGACAACGACUUUGGAUUGGAUGCAGAGGAACCCUUACCAGCAGCGCAAGGCGGGCAAACAGAGACUACUCUUCUCAUGAUGUUCGCGCAUGCCCAAUGCACUCUUCGUGCCCUGGAUUUAUCCCACUUUACUGAACCGGGUAUCACAGACAUCCACAUGCGACAGCAGAUGGUGGACCACUUCCGUCACACUGCGGAUGGGCUGCUGGCCGGCUCCGAUCCCGAAAAUGUUGCGUUCCACUGGUUUACUAAACGGAUCCAGGAGCAGAUCUCUGGUGUCCUGCAGCUCGUCGCUGUCCGGCCACUCCAGAGGAGUCCGACCUUUAUCCCUGCGGAGGUACCAAGCCCCCAAAUGCUCGCCCUCGCAGCCGAGAUUUUAGAACGACGACAGAGAUUGUAUAGCGAUCCUCGAGCACAGCACUGGCGCUGGUUCGAGGCGUUAUUCUUUCCUUGGCAUGCGCUCGUUGUAGCCAUGACCGAGGUAUGCGUCUGUACUGAUCGAUUAGUGAUGGACAAAUAUUGGCCUACGCUCGAGUAUAGUUAUGACUUCUUCCAGAAGCAGGCCAUCGGUACACAUUAUGACUGGCUCUUGACGUCUAUGGAAGGUCUGAUGAGAAACGCUCGAGCUGCGCGGCAAAAGGCGGUUGGCAAAGAUGCGCCAGGGGAUGCAGUGCCCCAUUCCCACAUCUAUAUGGAUAUGGCGCCUCUAGAGGGCUCUAUCCUGUCAAAUUCUCUGCCAGUUGUGCCUGGCGUGCCAUUGACAGAGGCACAGGAGCUUUCUCAUCUACAAGAUCAUGAGGCCAUCGCGUGGGCGCAGUAUGGGGACUUCACCGACCGCUUCUAUGAGAUGGAUGGGGGAUCUUUCAACGUGUAG
Messenger RNA from Aspergillus thermomutatus, 1905 nucleotides. RefSeq lists its product as uncharacterized. Bases 1 to 1905 code for a protein of 634 amino acids. Gene Ontology annotation, biological process: DNA-templated transcription; regulation of DNA-templated transcription. Gene Ontology annotation, molecular function: DNA binding; zinc ion binding; DNA-binding transcription factor activity, RNA polymerase II-specific. Lineage: Eukaryota; Fungi; Ascomycota; Eurotiomycetes; Eurotiales; Aspergillaceae. The transcript has 3 exons. The record is from RefSeq and is a predicted model, not a curated record.